Messenger RNA from Centropristis striata (black sea bass), 1629 nucleotides. RefSeq names its product protocadherin gamma-C3-like. Gene Ontology annotation, cellular component: plasma membrane. The transcript has a single exon. The coding region runs from base 256 to 1518 and encodes 420 amino acids. Gene Ontology annotation, molecular function: calcium ion binding. Gene Ontology annotation, biological process: homophilic cell-cell adhesion. The record is from RefSeq and is a predicted model, not a curated record. NCBI's taxonomy places the organism in Eukaryota, Metazoa, Chordata, Actinopteri, Perciformes, Serranidae.
AUGCGUCUUACUAAAUAGUGGGUGCCCUAUAGUUUCACAUUUAAGUUGUAACCCAUGAAGCAUUUUCAGAACCACAGCUCAUGGAUAGUCACACUGACUGCAGGUUAAUUGUCUUGUGUGUAUUGCUGCUUAAUUUACUAUGGAGCAAGAGCCUGGUGUUGUAUUUAAGUGUGGAAACUUAAUGUAAUCGUUUACCAGAAUAAAUAUAUUUUCAUUUUUACAGGCUUUAAGCCGUUAUAUUUCUUUUCCUUCUAAAUGGUUGGCAAAUUAAUGUUAAAAUGGUCUGCUCGUGUUCAUGAUUUUCAUUCUUUGGACAGUAAGGGACGCUGUUGGUCAGUGAAACAAUUAUUCAGAGUUGAAUCAGUGGAGGCACAGCCCUCCUUUUUUCCGUUGAGACAGGAGAGAAGGCAGAGUGUGCUUCAUAAGCAGGACUACGGCCACAAUUUCAUUCAGAGCGAGGACUUUAAAAUCCAAAGAUUUCUGGAUGUGACUGCUUUUUUUUCUCAGUGGAUUAUAAACAACGGGCUGUGGGUCUCACCAGUUUCUGUUUGUGCUAUGGCUUUUGAAAAAUCUCCUCACAAAAAAUGGCGUUUGCAUUGCAGGUCAGUAUGGCCGCUUCUGCUGUUCCUUUGGUGUCUCAGUCACAUAGUGUCCGGUCAAAUCAGAUAUACAAUUCCGGAGGAGCUGAAAAAGGGGGCUCUUAUUGGUAACGUUGCUCAAGACCUUGGUUUGGAUGUGCAAAGGCUCCGUUCUGGUCGUGCCCGUAUCGUGACCAGACAAAGCAUUCAGUACACCGAGCUAAAAACAGACAAAGGCGUUUUAAUCGUAAACGAGAGAAUAGACCGAGAGCAGCUUUGUGGAGACGUAACACCGUGUAGCUUCAGCUUUGAGGUGAUUUUGGAAAAUCCUAUGGAAUUACAUCGAGUUACAGUGGAAAUAACUGACAUAAAUGACAACUCCCCGACGUUUAGGAAGGAUGAAAUUAAAUUUGAGAUAAGUGAAUCUGCCACACUGGGAUCACGCUUUUUGUUAGCCAGUGCUGAAGACGCAGACGUGGGCAGUAACGGUCUACAGAAAUACAUACUAACUACGAGUGACAUUUUUGGUUUAAAGCAGCAUUCAACUCCAGAUGGUCGAAAAUAUGCCGAGAUGAUCUUACAAAAGCCGUUAGAUAGAGAAAGCGAGCCAAGAAUAACGCUGAAGCUCGUUGCUGUUGACGGUGGAACUCCCCCGAGAUCUGGAACAGUAAAUAUAGAUAUUACAGUGCUUGAUGCUAAUGAUAAUCCUCCCAUUUUUAAUCAGUCUCUGUAUAGGGCUACUGUCUCGGAGAAUGCAUUGAAAGGCACCUAUAUCACAACAGUGAAUGCAAGUGAUGCAGACAGUGGAUCAAACGGGUUCAGAACUUAUAGAUUUUCAAACAUGAAAGAGCAGCUGGCUGACAUAUUUCAUUUAGACGAAACUACGGGGAUCGUUACACUUGUAGGACAAGUAGACUAUGAAAAAGAUAAAAAAAUAUGAAAUUAUGAUUGAAGCCAUGGAUCAAGGUGGUCUGACUGAUUCAAGUAAGAUGUUAAUUGAGAUUACAGACGUCAAUGAUAAUGCACCUGUCAUAAAUGUGAUGUCAUUCUC